Molecule: messenger RNA, 1302 nt
Organism: Aspergillus candidus
Lineage: Eukaryota; Fungi; Ascomycota; Eurotiomycetes; Eurotiales; Aspergillaceae
Product: putative 6-hexanolactone hydrolase
Exons: 4
Coding region: 205-1302 (365 amino acids)
Molecular function (GO): hydrolase activity
Source: RefSeq, a predicted model, not a curated record
GGAUCGUCGAGCGGGGACAAACACAGCUGUGAAGAACCCACAUGAAGCCAGUCAUUCAAUUCACUAUGACCUAGCCGACGCGCCCCCGGCUUGCUCUCCUGUCCUCCCUAACCUUCAACUCCACCAACAGACUCACCUGGACAGCUACUUAGUUACUAGCUGUGCCGUCCAAGAUCAGUCCACCCAAGAUAGGUGUCUCUCGCGAUGGCUUCACCACCCACCCCACAACCUCUUUCCUUCCUGGAAAAGGUCGACCUCCUCGCAGGCCAGCUAUCCAUCGUCGGGUCCGCCCUCUGGACCGUCGUCACGGGUGUCUUUCGCGGGAAUAGUUAUCCCAAGGAAUACAAACUCCAUGUGCUGCACUCAAUCGUCAGGAAACUGGUGAGCCGGCUGAGUGGCCGACAGAUGCAAGCCCUGACCCCCUCCACCAGCCGAGGCUACGAGAUCUUCAUGAAAGGUCAACGCCUGCAACCAGAGACCGUUGCGCUCCAGCACGGCGCAGCAGGCCACUGGAUUGGGAACAAAGACGCGAAGAAGGUAGUCAUUUACUACCAUGGCGGCGGCUUCGUCCUCUCCGCCGUGCCCGCCCACUUCUCCUUCUACAACCAACUAAUCUCCUCUUUAAAUGCCACCGGCCACGACGUCUCCCUCUUCUUCGUCUCCUACACCCUCGCCCCAACAGCCAUCUACCCAACCCAACUCCGCCAAGCCAUCUCCGCCCUCCGCUACAUCCUCACCGAGACAGGGCGCUCCCCAUCCGACAUCCUCCUCGCCGGCGACUCCGCAGGCGGGAACCUCGCGCUCUCCACCCUCCUCCACCUCACCCACCCCAAUCCCGCUAUCGAGCCCUUAGAAGUGUCCGGGCCCCUCGCAGGCGUAGCCGCCUUCGCACCGUGGGUUAGCUUCAGCAUGGACGGGCCGUCUAUGCGCGACAAUAAGUUCAAGGACUGCAUCCCACCAGACAUUCAGCAGAUGUGGGCACCGCAGUACCUGAGGGGCCUGGACGGGGAUGGCAAGGAGAAAGAGAGACAGGGUGAUGCGUGGAGUGAGCCUUGUCGGGCGCCGCUCGAGUGGUGGGUUGGGGCUAAGGCGGAGGAGAUCCUUUUCCUGGCGGGACGGGACGAGGUGUUGUUUUCGGCGAUUGACGGGUUUGUGGAGAGGUUUAAGACUGUCUUUCCCAAAACGACGUAUUUUAUCGGGUAUGGCGAAUCGCAUGUCGCUCCCGUGUACAGUAGUCAUGUUCUCGGCAGGGAGACGCAGCAGGGUGGGGAGUUGCAGAGGUGGUUGGGGUCUCGUCUGUAG